UGCAUCUGCAACUACGGCGGUAGCAGCGACAGCGACAGCAGCAGUCGGAGCAUCAUCCCCAGUGCAGGCAGACGGCGGCAGUGAUGGCUCCCCUCCAGCACCUCCUCCUCCUCUGUCUCGCUCUGUCCGUCUCGGCCUCCCCGGACGGUUAUACAGACGGCGGCGUCACCCCCGUUCCCGUUUCCCCCAGUCCCGCCACGUACCGACCUCGCUCCCCAAACGACAACAUCUUCGCCGGCAGCAGCGCGGGCGGCGUGGGCGGCGGCUACUUCCCUGCGGCUGCUGGCAGCGGAGGUCGAGUCAUCUCAGUGGGUAGCGGCGGCGGCGGCAGGCGCGCCCCCUCCUCCGCCUACUCCCCCGCCCCCGGCGGUGAGGGCAUGCCGUACGACUUCGGCUGGGCCGUCCAGGAGCCGGACAGCGGUAACGAGUUCACUCACGAGGAGACGUCCGACGGCGUGCUGACGUCGGGUCAGUACCGGGUCAACCUGCCUGAUGGCCGCGUUCAGCUGGUUACCUACACCGUACGGGGAGACAGCGGGUAUCAGGCGGAGGUCACCUACGAGGGAGAGGCUCAGUACCCGCCCACGUCCAGCGGGCAGGGGUACAGCUCUGGAGGUCAGCCGAGCUACAGCGCGCCCGCCGGCGGAGCGGCGCGGUACUCGGCUCCCUCUAGCAACCAGCAGAGGUACUCGGCUCCUUCCAGCAACCAGCAGAGGUACUCAGCUCCCUCCAGCAACCAGCAGAGGUACUCGGCUCCCUCCAGCAACCAGCAGAGGUACUCAGCUCCCUCCAGCAACCAGCAGAGUUACUCAGCCCCCUCGAACACCCAGCAGCGGUACAGCAGCGGCAGCGGCAGCCGGUCCCCUGCUGCACCCAGUCGCGGGUUCCCCAGCCGUGCCGGACGGCGGUACACCCCGGCCCCUAGCACCCAGUACGGUGCUGCUCCGUCCUCCCGUCCGACCAGCCCGGCCCCCAGCACGGAGUACGGUGCGGCACCGGCGACCCCUCGCUACUCACCCGGCCAGGACAGUAGCGGAGGAUUCGGCAGCCGCCUGACGCCUUCUGCAGGCGUCAGCUACCGGGGGUCGGGGUCGGGCGGUGCCGCUCCGCAGCUGGAGAGCACCUACGGAGCGCCGGCCACCCCGUCUCAGUCGUACGGAGCCGUCUGAGAGUCGUACGGAGCCGUCUGAGAGCGGCAGACGUCACAGGGAAAGUCACCGAGCGGUGUCACCCAUCCGUGCUUCUAUCCUCAGGAUACUGAAAUCCUUCUCCUCCAAGCCGCAACCCCCCUCCGGGCUGGACAGGCAACU
Amphibalanus amphitrite is the source of this 1310-nucleotide messenger RNA. Its product is annotated as pro-resilin-like. The record is from RefSeq and is a predicted model, not a curated record. Bases 84 to 1169 code for a protein of 361 amino acids. Lineage: Eukaryota; Metazoa; Arthropoda; Thecostraca; Balanomorpha; Balanidae. The transcript has a single exon. Gene Ontology annotation, cellular component: extracellular matrix.